CGCUUCACCCCAUGGUUCGAUGCAUCGGCGGUUGAUUAAUGUUCAGCUGGCUGCUCGGUGCAUAGGGCUGCCUUCGCUACGGACCUGCAACCGAGCAGGAUGGCGUCUCAGCCUCCUCCGCCUAAGCCAUGGGAGAGCAGAAGGGUGCUAGGCGGCCUCCCGGCCCCGUCCUACCAGUCUGCAGAUCUUAGAGCAAACAUCUUGACAAGACCAGGCCAGCCCACCCUCACCAGAGUAGCUCCUCCUGUUUUACCUAGACCAUCCCAGCAGACUGGAAGCACUGGACUUAGCACCUACCGGCCUGCAUACAACUCAUUCUCCCCCAGCUUUGGUUCCUAUGGCAGUUCAUUCUAUGGCGGGUACAGCCCUUACAGCUAUGGAUACGGUGGUGCACUUGGCUAUAACAGGUUCCAAGCAGAAGAUAUCCCUCCCAGCAGGUUUGUCCGUCAGGCUGAAGAAAGCAGCAGGGGGGCCUUCCAGUCAAUUGAAAGCAUUGUCCAUGCUUUUUCGUCUGUUAGCAUGAUGAUGGAUGCCACUUUCUCUGCGGUUUAUAACAGCUUUAGAGCUGUUUUGGAUGUCGCUAACCAUUUCUCCAGAAUGAAGGUGCAUUUUACAAACGUUUUCUCAGUUUUUGCAUUAGUGAGAACAAUCCGGUUUCUGUACAGGCGUUUGCAGCGCCUGCUGGGCCUUCGGAAAAAUUCAGAAACAGAAGAUUUGUGGUCUGAGAGUGCUGGAACUGUAGCAAAUGCUGGCGUAAAGGAUGGACAGGCCACCAACUCUGCCAAGUCAUGGCCAAUUUUCAUGUUUUUUGCUGUCAUCCUUGGUGGCCCCUACCUCAUAUGGAAGCUUCUUUCUGCUUGUAAUGAAGAAGUUAAUAAUGAAAAUGUAAACUGGGCGAGUGGAGAAGAUGAUCAUGUCGUGGGAAGAGCAGAAUAUGAUUUCACUGCUGCCUCUGAAGAAGAAAUUUCCUUCCAUGCUGGAGAUAUGCUAAAUCUAGCUCCUAAAGAGCAACAGCCCAAAAUACGGGGUUGGCUGCUGGGAAGUGUGGAUGGCCAAACAACUGGAUUUGUACCUGCUAACUACGUCCGAAUCCUAGGAAAAAGAAGGGGAAGGAAAGCAGCGGGUGUGGAGCAAAGGCAGGAGCAGCAACCUGUCCCUGAUGCCUCGUCUGUUCCUAUAGGGGCUGCUGAAGUUGCUUCAUUAGAAGAGCAAGAGGCUGCACUGGAGUCUGUUUUUGUGGAAACCAACAAGUCUGCAGGCAGCAGUAACGCAAAUGAAAUUCAGGGGGGAGCUUUUGAUCUCUGAUUAACUUCUUUACUAUUGCAACAUACUUGGGAAAAAAUAUGCAUUUCCAUUCCUUCCAGGAGCUAAAAGGGAUUAGAUGUCUCCCCCUUGUUGCAAAGAAAGCUGCUAAAUAAUGCUCUGGGGCAUAGAAUCUCAUACAUUCAGUCAGUGUGCAAGGUUUAGCUGUAAUGAAGUCUACACUUUAAGGAAAUGCACUAACAUACACACUGGUGGAGCAUUUUAGUCUGGGCUAAGGUUUCUGGGGUUGCAGAUAAAAUACUGUUAAGUUGCAUGUUCGUUUGAUAGUAAAGGGAUUUCUUUUCUUAAAAUGAGCUUCUUAAUCUUUUGGGCUUUGGCACAGGGAGUGUUUUCUCCACUAGCGUAUACAGCCGACAGAGAAGCACCACUCAACCUCGUCUGCCCCCUCACCUACACAAUUAGAUUGGCACAUGGAGGGGAGGGAGGAUUCUGUAUAGACCCUGGAAAUUACAGAUCUGAAAAUGACUUAAAACUACGUCUGCCGCCUCCCAUUCAACUGAAUGAUUGCCUUAUGGCAACAGCACUGGCCCUUUUCAACCAGAUGAUGCUUUGGUGAGCAUUACCCACAAUUCUGUUGUACAUUACACUUCUGCCAUUUGAAUACACUGUUUGUGAAAAAGCCUAGUGUGCCAUUGGUCUUAAAACUAGUGAGCACUUCUGCAUACAUAACAAGAUAACACAAUGUUAGUCACAUUAGUGGUCUCCUUUAAAGCCAGACCAGAAUAAUAUCCAACUGUAUUCUACCUUUAGAGCUAACACAAAGCUGCUAAUCUGAGAGAUUUAUUGUGAAAGUUCUCGCUCAUAGAAUAACACAAUAGUAAUACAGAAAGAGGUGACCCAAACUGAGAAAAGGAAGUCAUGAUGCCAGCUAAUGAUGAGCCUUUCACAACUGCUUCUGUUAUAGGUAACUUAUAGGUAAGUUAGCUUGAGUACCCAGAGUAGACUGCAUACCUUUUACAUUUAAAGGAACUGCAGUUGACUUGGUAAUAUCUGUGUGCCCAAUGACAUAUCGGAUCUUGGAUUAUCUCUGUGUGUUUUGUUUUAAUAAGUGUUUUUUUUUUUUUCUUUACCUGCAGUUUUCUAUUUUGUUCCUACUACAAAUAUGCAUCAAAUCCUUAGCCUGUAAACUGAUUUAUGGUUGGCUUUUUUUUCUUGGAAAGGACAAGCAAAAAGGCAGAAGUAAAAGCUGCAUGUUAUAGGGAAUGGGGAUAUUUGUUUCUUAAUUGCUUGGCUAACAAAUAUUUCAAAAAGUUUAUUAGGAUUGAAAAAUGUGAUUGCUGCAUAUACUGUACACAUAGGAAGAUUUUUUUUGACAUAACCAUUAUAUAAAAAAAACUUCUGCUCAGGCUGCUGCCUUAUAAGGUUACUGGCACAUGGGGAGACUAGUUGCCCAAAAUAAAUCUUUGCUGCUGCAGGCAACUAGUCUCCCCCCCAAAAUCCUUUCCCACCAGUGACUUACAUUAUUGCUGAGGGGAAAACAUUUUGCAGUAGCAAAGAUUUAUCGCAGGCAACUAAUCUCCUCAUGUGCCAGUAACCUUACUCGGCGGUGAGUAAACAUAUGUGGCACUUUGUUUUGUUGACUGAAGUUGCCUCACAAGGAAACUCCCAGCCAACUUUGGGAAAACAAAAUGCCAUGUAUGGUUUCCCACCAAGGAUUUACAUCAUUGCCGACAGGAAAGCAUUUCAGGGAGAUUAGUCGCCUGCGGUAAUGAAGAUUUAUCUCAGGCAGUUAAUCUUACUGUGUGCCAGUACCCAAAGAGUGUUUUGAACCUAUUCCUAUUUUCAGGCAAUAAUUCUGUGUCUGGGGAAAAGCCAUGGUGCCACCAUUGAUGUCUGUGGGUAGGUAGUGGUUAUUGUGAUCAUUCUACAUGUAGCAGGUGAACCAAAUGCCCUGGGAACCAUGAACCUAAUACAGACUGCUUAGCUAGAUUUCAAUUGGCUGUCUGACAGGAUUGACAAUAGUUUCCACUCCAUCACCCUCACCAAAUUUGAGAGUGCAACAAUAAGAUAUUUCAGUUUCUGUGUAAUUCUGAUCAGCCCCACACUGAAAGGGCUCUCUCAGUCCAUUUAUUACAUUUGUUUCCAUUGUAAAUAUACAUAAGUAUAUGAUUUCAAAAUAGAUAUUUCUAAUAUUUCAAAUCUAAAUGUUAAUUUUAUUAAAGCAAGAAGUGUAUCACUGCUUGUUUUGCAAUAAAUUGUGUUAGAAUUUCA
Molecule: messenger RNA, 3534 nt
Organism: Xenopus tropicalis (tropical clawed frog)
Lineage: Eukaryota; Metazoa; Chordata; Amphibia; Anura; Pipidae
Gene: pex13
Product: peroxisomal biogenesis factor 13
Exons: 4
Coding region: 100-1305 (401 amino acids)
Biological process (GO): protein import into peroxisome matrix, docking
Cellular component (GO): membrane; peroxisomal membrane; peroxisome
Source: RefSeq, a predicted model, not a curated record